GUCUCUCCUCUCGCGCGCUGUGGUCGUACAGUGAAUGAAGCUCUAGCGUGGGAAAGACGAACAGGAUACGCGAAGCACUGACAUGGAUCCACUGUAACAUCACUGCAAUAGCUGCUACUGCGUUCUCAACAGAUCAGCGUUCCCUCCACGUUUAACUCCAGCACGUUUAAAGCUUGAAGACGAUGCGUCUGAUCGCAGCCAAAUCACAUCUGUUCAUCGCGCAGCUGUGGCUCAUCUGUCACACAGAUCUGGCCGUGUCGUACCUGAGAGGUCAGCGCAGACUCGCCGAGGACGUCGACUGGGCUUACACAGGGGCCCUGAACCAGAAGCACUGGGCAAAGAAAUAUCCGGUGUGCGGCAAUGCCAGACAGUCUCCCAUAGACAUCAGUGAGGAGUUCACACAGGUCAGGGUUCAGUACCAGAACCUGCAGCUGGAGAACUGGGACCAACUGACCACUGAAUCCACCACCAUCACCAACAACGGCAAAACAGUGGUAAUCAGUCUGAACGGUCAGUACUUCAUAAGCGGAGGUGGGCUCAGAUCCAGGUUUAAAGUGGGCAGGAUCACGUUCCAUUGGGGCCGAUGUAACGCCACUUCAGACGGAUCUGAACACAGUCUGAAUGGAAACAGGUUCCCCCUGGAGAUGCAGAUCUAUUGUUUUGAUGAUGAGGAGUUUGAAUCCAUAGACGAGGCGAUAAGUAGCGGAGGAAAGGUUACUGCUGUAGCUAUCCUUUUUGAGGCCAGCAUUGAAGACAACCAGGACUAUGCAGCCAUCAUUGAAGGAGUAAACAGCGUGAGCCGAUUUGGUAAAAGCAGCCCUCUGGAAGCGUUUUCUCUGCUGGCUCUGCUUCCACAGUCCACCGAAAAAUACUUCAUGUACAACGGCUCACUCACCGCGCCGCCCUGCUCCGAGAAUGUGGAAUGGAUCGUGUUUAAAAACACAGUGGCCAUCUCAGAAACACAGCUGGAGGUGUUCUGUGAGGUGAUGACCAUACAGCAGGCUGGAUACGUCAUGCUGACCGACUACCUGCAGAACAACUACAGAGAACAACAGCAGCAGUUCAUGGGACAAGUGUUCUCUUCCUACACCGGCACAGAGGAAGUUCCUGCUCCCAUGUGCAGCUCUAAACCGCAGAACGUGCAGGCGGACUCUCAGAACUACACGGGUAUGGUGGUGACGUGGGAAAGGCCGCGGGCCGUCUAUGACACCACCAUUGAGCGCUACUCCGUCACCUACCAGAGACUGCAGGGCAGAGACCCACCAAAACAGCAGUAUCUCACAGACGGAGACCAGGAUGUGGGGGCCAUUAUCCAUCAUCUGCUGGCAAACAGUAGCUAUGUUGUCCAGGUGGUGGCGCUCUGCACCAAUGGCUUGACGGGAAAAAUGAGUGACCAGGUUAUUGUGGACAUGCCUCUCGAAGACCCUGUAAAUGAGCCCGAUCCCUUUGGAGAUUUAACAGAAUCAGAGGAAUAUAAUGAGGAAACAUCUCCACCUGCUUCCAAAUCUCCGCCCGGCCGAAACCUCAUCCGUGAUUCCGGGAGUUCCAUCUCCAUCACCACGGCGACGGACCAACCAGGCUUCCUGUUCCCCGUGGUCAGAACGACCCCCAUUACGGUCCGCCGGAAAAUGACAGAGGAGUCUUCACUAUCAUGGUCACCUGACCAAAACAAGAGCAGAAACGAGACCAGACGGCCACUGAACAGACUCCUUCCAGAGGACGGCGGCCAGCUUCCUCACAGCAGCAUGCUGGUCACAGACGUCUACCACGAGGACAGCACCACAAAAACCACACCAGCUCAGGAUCAGGACCAAGAAACCUCAACUUCAAGCAGCACCACUAAACCUGUAUUAAACGCAACCGCAGCAGCUAAUGCUAGCACUGGAUUGGCCAUUACAGCGUCUAUGAAGAUCAUUUCUCAGACCACUCAGCCCCUGUUUAAUGCCACAUCGUUCAAUAAUCAAAGGGUAGCGAUGGUUCACGAAGCCUCAGAUCUCUAUGAAUCCUCAGCCACUCUUUUGGAGGAGGGCUCUGCUCAGCUUCCUUCUUCAGGAGAGUUUAGCGGAUCGGGGUCCGCGAUCUUCCUGGAGGAGCUCGACCGGGAAUGGGAGCUCGACCAAACCCGGUCGGCUCUCAAAGACUCCCGUCUGAGCUUCAGCAGUAGAUCUGAAGAUGAAAACCGAGAGGGACUGUCCUCUACUUUCUACUUUGAGAGCGAGCGAGAGGCGGCCACCACCGGAGAGCCAGAGAACCGGGUGUUUCUGUCAUGGGUGACCUGGUCAGCUGAGUCUGACUCUGGCUCUGGUCAAGGAGGGUCAGUGAGCUCUCAGAGCGAUGAUAUUCCCAUACAGCUCGUAAUUCCUCAACUCACUAUCCGAGAGUCAGAGGAAGACCAGAACGCAGAGGCGAGUAACAGCAGUCCGGAGUCUCGUGUCGGGAUGGUGGGAGGCACAGAGAAGGAGAUGAGGACGGUUGUUCCUCUGGCUGUGGUUUCCACUCUCACUGUCCUGUGUCUGCUGGUGCUGGUGGGGAUUCUCAUCUACUGGAGAAGGUGCUCUCAAACUGCACAGUUUUAUGUAGAGGACAACAUUUCAGGCCGAGCCAUAUCGGCCCCAUCAACACCUCUUCUUCUGCCUACCGCAGAGGACAAUGAAGCUCUCCCCGUAAAAGAAUUCGUAAAACACGUUGCUGAUCUUCACACGAAUCACACAUUCUCCAAAGAAUUUGAGAUCUUGAAAGAGUCUUACGAGGAGAUUCAGGGCUGUACGGCGGACAUCGGCAUCACUGCGGACAGCUCCAACCAUCCAGACAAUAAGAGCAAGAACAGAUACAUUAACAUCCUGGCCUAUGAUCACAGUAGAGUUAAACUCUCGCAAAACUCUGACAAAGAUGGAAAGACAGGGGACUACAUUAAUGCCAACUAUGUGGAUGGCUACAAUCAGCCGAAAGCAUAUAUAGCCGCCCAGGGUCCGCUGAAGGGCAGUCUGGAAGACUUCUGGACGAUGAUAUGGGAGCAGAACGUGGGUGUGAUCGUCAUGAUCACUAACCUGGUGGAAAAGGGCCGGAGAAAAUGUGAUCAGUAUUGGCCCUUGGAGAAUCAGGAGGACUAUGGAUGCUUCCUAGUCACGCUGAAGAGCACCAAAACUCUUGCCUACUACACGCAGAGGACGUUCAUCUUGAGGAACGUUAACGUCAAAAAGGGCUCACAGAAGGGCCGCAGUCAGGAGAGGACGGUGCUUCACUUCCAUUACACUCAGUGGCCCGACAUGGGCGUCCCAGAAUACACUCUGCCCCUGCUGUCGUUUGUGCGGGCGUCCUCGCAGGCCAGGACGAAUGAUAUGGGGCCUGUGGUGGUGCACUGCAGUGCCGGUGUGGGAAGAACAGGAACCUACAUUGUGAUCGACAGCAUGUUGAAGCAGAUAAAGGAGAAAAGUACAGUGAACAUCAUGGGAUUCCUCAAACACAUUCGGACCCAGAGGAACUAUCUGGUGCAGACUGAGGAGCAGUACAUCUUCAUCCAUGAUGCUCUAGUGGAGGCCAUCAGGAGUAAAGCGACUCUGGUCUCAUCCAGUCACAUUCACACGUAUGUGUCUGAUCUCCUCACACCGGGACCUACAGGAAAGACCCGCCUGGAGAAACAGUUUAAGCUGGUCAGUCAGAGCUGUGCGAAACAGAGCGAUUACACAGUGGCUUUGAAGGAGUGCAGCGCAUCUAAAAACAGGACGUCUUGUCUUAUGCCUGGUGAGUGUGACGACUAUGUGCUGGAGGUACGGCAGUACCAGAGCCCUCGCUGGCCGAACCCUGACAGUCCCAUCAGCAACUGCUUUGAGCUCAUCAACAUGAUCAGAGAAGAGAGCUCGCGUCGAGAGGGACCCGCCAUCAUCCAUGAUGGGUCUGGAGGGACGAGUGCUGCUUUACUCUGUUCACUGACCACCCUGGUUAACCAGCUGGAGGAGGAGAACAGUGUGGACGUCUAUCAGACCGCCAGAAUGAUCAACCUCAUGAGACCGGGCAUCUUUAAUGAUAUUUUCAUCGUUACCCAGAAUCCUCUGCCAAACACCAUACAGGACUUUUGGAGGAUGAUCUGGGAUCACAAUGCACAGAUCAUAGUUUCUCUGCCAGAUACACAGAGCGCCAGCAGAGAGGGAGAGUGUGUGUACUGGCCCACUAAAGAUCAGCCAAUCAGCUGCGAGACCUUCACUGUGACCUUCAGGGGUGAGGACAAACUGUGCCUGUCCAAUGAGGAGUCACUCGUGGUACAGGACUUCAUUUUGGAGGCCCUGAAGGACGACUAUGUGCUGGAGGUACGGCAGUACCAGAGCCCUCGCUGGCCGAACCCUGACAGUCCCAUCAGCAACUGCUUUGAGCUCAUCAACAUGAUCAGAGAAGAGAGCUCGCGUCGAGAGGGACCCGCCAUCAUCCAUGAUGGGUCUGGAGGGACGAGUGCUGCUUUACUCUGUUCACUGACCACCCUGGUUAACCAGCUGGAGGAGGAGAACAGUGUGGACGUCUAUCAGACCGCCAGAAUGAUCAACCUCAUGAGACCGGGCAUCUUUAAUGAUAUUGAUCAGUAUCAGUUUCUCUACAAAGCGAUCCUGAGUUUGGUGAGCACCAAGGAGGACGAGAGAGCUCUUCACUACUCGGAAAACAACGGCACGGUUCCCGCCAGCCCAUCAGAAAGCCUGGAGUCUCUCAUGUAGCUAUACAGAGCACUGUCACACUUCACCCAAGGAAACGUACAUUGAAUCAAGAGAAAGUCGUUUUUGAAGCCCUCCCAAAGUCUCUACACGGACUACAUGGGUACAGGAUAUACUGUCAUUUGGUCUUUUAUUGUGCCUUUUUGUUACCUUUGUACUUUUUUUGAUAUAAUAUUAUUGUUGUAACUAAUGCCAAAAUUUCUACUCUUUGGAAAAGCAGUGACUGCUGUAUUGCUGGUGAUGUCUUAGGUUUAGUCAGACAUAACUGUUGAAGAAAUAUUUAUUUAAGUAGCAGGGGAAUAUGAUUUCAUACGGUAUCUAUUUUGGGGGUAAAAAUUUUUAGAUAGAAAAGCGUUCUUGAAAGUAGCCUCAUAGUACAGAAGAGAGAGGUGUGAUUCUAAUAUAUAAAACCAUCGGCCACACCAACAGACCAAAAUACAUUUAUAUGACUAGCGCUUCUUUUUUUACUAUGUUUGUUAUUGUAGCAAUUGAAUGUUUCAUUUCUAAUUGUAGAAAUUCGAGAUUUAAAAAAAUAAUAAUUUACUUAGUUGAUAUGUUGUAACAGACAUUUUCGUACAAUUCUAAUUUGUAAUAAUUAGAACUCUUACUGCAUCCUUCUAGAUUUAAAUCAGCAGUGAAUCUCUGCGCCGUUUCAUAACCACCAUUCAGUUAUUUAUCUCCAUAUUUAUCAACUUUUAUUUAAAUUGUCUAAUCAUUUAGGCCUUUUGUCAAGCUUUAACACAGGAUGUACUUGGAUACAAGAAAGAAAGCACAAUAAAAAUAAACAAAACCGGAUUUUACACGCACAUCAUUUCUUC
This is a messenger RNA of Sinocyclocheilus rhinocerous, 5515 nucleotides long. RefSeq names its product receptor-type tyrosine-protein phosphatase zeta-like. Gene Ontology annotation, molecular function: protein tyrosine phosphatase activity; protein binding. The record is from RefSeq and is a predicted model, not a curated record. The coding region runs from base 183 to 4700 and encodes 1505 amino acids. The transcript is spliced from 33 exons. Lineage: Eukaryota; Metazoa; Chordata; Actinopteri; Cypriniformes; Cyprinidae. Gene Ontology annotation, biological process: peptidyl-tyrosine dephosphorylation.